GGGCGCUAGAGGGAGACUGGAAAGCUGGAUCGCAGUGGGGGGUUCGCUCCUUCCUGUUUGCUCCUGGGCCCUUCACGGGGCUUCCUAUUAGAGUUUCUGUGAGGAGUACACCAGCAGUUCAGGUCAGGACACGCAGUUCCUUCCCACAGCCGCCGAGUCCAGAGUGCAGCCUGCCUAGCAGAGCCAUCCUCAGCGUACCCCAGAGUCACCAGGCCAGCGGACAGCUGCUUCCCUCAGAUGAUAGUGGGAACAUGGAUCUGUUUGGAGAUAUAGAUGACAUUUCCUCAGAGAGCGAUGAGGACCAGCGAGCGCCUAUGCCAAGACAUCCUGUUACCUGUGUCUGCCACACGCAGAGCACAGCUGGAACCUUUGGAGUGCCUCAGAAACAGCAGGUGGAACGCCGCCGUAUCUCAGAAACCAGGGUGAGAGUAGCAGUGCCCAGCAUCAACUCGGACUUGGGAAGUGAACUGUACUUUGUUAAACUACCCAGAUUUCUCAGGAUAGAACCCAAACCAUUUGAUCCUCAGCAUUAUGAAGAUGAAUUUGAAGAUGAGAAAGUGCUCUGCGAGGAAGACAAAGUUCGGUUAAAAUUAAAGGUGGAAAAUACUAUACGCUGGAGGAUCUGCCGGGAUCGAGAAGGUUCUAAAACUAAAGAAAGCAAUGCUCGGAUAGUCAAAUGGUCAGAUGGAAGCAUGACCCUGCAUUUAGGCAAGGAAGUGUUCGAUAUCUUCAAAACCCCACUGCAGGACAAUCAGAACCAGCUGUUUAUACGGGAAGAUACUGGUCUCCGUGGUCAGGCCAUCUUUAAUUCCAGACUUACCUUUAGACCCCACUGUACAGACAGUGCCACAUAUAAAAAGAUGACCCUUUCAUUUGGGAACACAAGUUCAAAGACACAGAUUAGAAUCCUCCCAAUGGCUGGUUGUGAUCCUGAGUGGCCACGCCCAGAUUUGAUCAAGAGAGUCCGUGUGCAGAGGAAGAACCAGAGGCAGGACAGCCAGCAGCGUCCAGGUCCAAGUUCUGCCAUCCAGAAGCCUAACCAUGAUGUCGACGAAGAGGAGGAGAUGGAGGGAGAAGAGAAGAAAGGAAAGGCCUCCAGCGUGGUUGCCACUAAAAGCCAAUACCAGGGCGCAGCCAAAAGGGCACGCACCAAAAAGGGUUCAUUGAAAUCAAGACCCCCCCUCCAGGAAACACAAAGCCUUUUCAUAGAAAACAUAAAACAACGUGAGAAACAAGCCGAGUCUUCUUCAGAUUGCACUCACGAGGGACCGGAAGAAGAUAAAGCAAGAGGCUCACUCAAAGCAAAGAGACUCAAGAGUGACGGAGGAGACAAACCCUCCAGGAGAGAACAAGAAAGAAAGAGGAAAACUGAGAUGUAACUGUGCACUGGUGUCUAGCAUAGUCAAGUUAUUAAGUCUCUGUGCUGAGACUGAAUCUAGGGCUUUGUGUGUGCUGAACAUGCUUCCUACUGCUUAGGUACAUCCCGAGCCCAUUUUUGAUCUACAUGAACCAAUGAGAUGGACUGUGCAGAAACCCCUAAAAUCCAUUCUCCUUUCAUGUAUAUAUAUAUGUAUAUACAUGUAUAUAUAUAUAUAUGUAUUACGUAUUUUUUGUUUUGUUUUGAAACGAGCUCUCACCACGUAGCCCUGCUGGCCUAAAAUUCACAAAUCUACCUGCCUCUGCCUCCAGAUGACCGAGAUUAACUGUGUGCGUCACCACACCUACCCCCUUUAUUCUUUUAUAGCACUAUUUCGUGGUUGUCUAAUAUAGGCAUUUUGGUUAGCAUUAGCUCUAGAAAGCAUUCAGACUCAUCUAGAAUACCUGGAGGUCCUUCGCUUCAGUUUCAGGCUCAGGGCUCCUGUACGUGGUACUGACCUGGAGCCUCUGAUAGAUCCACGAACCUCUAAGCUAGCUCUACAGAUCAUGGAAGAAAGCUUAACAUUUGAAGGGCAAAACUGUUUGGUAAUUUGGCAUUACAGGUGGUUUCGCCACUCAGACUUCAUCCCUGGGCUCAGCAGUUUUAACUGGGAUGCCUCAGUGAACACAUGGUGGCACUGACUGGGCCCAGCCCAUAGUACUCGAGACCUCUCACACUCACGAGAGCUUAAGUUGGGCCGCAAUUGAAUUUCCAUGACUCCCCAUCCCCAGGAGGGUAAACACGGCCAUUUUUAUUCAUAAAACUGAUUUCAGCCAGGUAUGGCUGACUUACAGCUCAUGCCUAAUUGCAGCAUUUGAAAGGUUGAGGCAGGAGGACUACUUUGAGUCUGAGGCCCAUCUGGGGCUUUUAGUAAUGUACUUCAAGUAGAUUACUGAAUGUACUUGAACGAAAAAUAAUUUCAUAUGGUUAAAUUUAUACUCACUCUUGUCUGUCCAUAAAAACUAAACUGACAUAUACAAAAGACAUGUUUUGCAGUAAGGCAAAGGACAUUGGUCAUCAGUCAUCAGUCCUCAGUCGCCUUCACCCCACUUCAGAGUCAGUGAAACACGUUAUUGACAGACACAACUGCACACUGAUACAAAGAUGGCAGACUACUGACCCGUUUUGCAUGGCUCAGCAUGGCAGUGCAGGCUACAGACUGGAUGGCUCCAACAGACUUAAUGCCUCACAUCUAGCACCAAGGCUUUAGUAAGGGCUUGCAGAUAGCCAGCUACCUUCUUGCUGAUCCUUACCAGCCACAAGUUCCAUGAUGAGAAUCCCACUGUGGGAACCUUGUAUAUCCCUACUUGCCUUCCAAAGGCAAAUCCCACCACUAUUCCCAGUUAGGGCUUCAGCAUAGGAAUUUGGGGAGGAUAAAAAGAGUCCACAAGGCAGGAAAGAGUAUCUCAGGAGAACGAAUAAGCUUUAUCUUUGACUAACAAAUCAGUUUAGCAUACAAAGCAGGGUUUCCCAGCAUCUUCAUAUACAUGGUAUACUUUGUUUCCAUUCAUUCUCCUCCCCACAGUAACCUUGUUCCUGAAAGAGGCUGUAAGAAGUGAAUGUCAGGUUCUAAAACUAAAGGGAUUUUUUUAAAAGUCUGAAUAUAGGAUAUUUGAUGAACUUUACAUAAUUAUUUGUUUCAGUGUACAAUGUUUAAAUGCCUAUAGUCUAAUCUUCAAAAGAAAUUUAUUGUGUUAUAAACUGGGUAGAUAAUACUUGUUAUUUAAAUGUCAGAAAAUUAAUUACUUUUCUACUUAUAAAUAUUUAGAGUGUUUUGAUAUAUUAGUAUUAGAAAAACUUUUAAUACUUGACUUCAAGUGACAGAGAAAUAUACACUGCCAUAAAGGUCUAUUUCAGGCUUCAAACAAAACCAAAACAAAUGUAAUUCAUCCACAAGACUGAGACAAAUAAAGCCAGUAAGCCAGUAUGUGGAAUCACAA
Mastomys coucha (southern multimammate mouse) is the source of this 3357-nucleotide messenger RNA. RefSeq names its product RNA polymerase-associated protein LEO1-like. Gene Ontology annotation, biological process: transcription elongation by RNA polymerase II; positive regulation of transcription elongation by RNA polymerase II. NCBI's taxonomy places the organism in Eukaryota, Metazoa, Chordata, Mammalia, Rodentia, Muridae. Gene Ontology annotation, molecular function: RNA polymerase II C-terminal domain phosphoserine binding. Gene Ontology annotation, cellular component: nucleus; Cdc73/Paf1 complex. The transcript has 11 exons. The record is from RefSeq and is a predicted model, not a curated record. Bases 252 to 1379 code for a protein of 375 amino acids.